CGUUUAAAAGGACUGCGGUUUGUUUUCACGGAACUACUUUCGUGUUCAUCCGAGUACGGAGUAGUAGUUCUUAACCGACUAUUUUAACGCUUAUUUAACUAUUGUUUUGCUAACGGAAUUAAUAAUGUCCAAUUUUAAAACCCACAAGUUAUUGUUUAUAUGAAUUGCUUUCAGUUUUUUAGGAAAACCGAAAGCAGUAAGCCCCAGUUUUCGCCACCGAUUCGAUGUGCGGCCUUUUCUUUUUCAUGGCCGUCCGCCAUCUUGAAUUUUAAUGUUGAUUUUUUAAGUCUAUGCCAAGUUAGAUAUGUUUAUUAUUAUUUUUUAAGGAUUUUAAUUACUCUGAAUUUGGAUCACAGUGGAAGAUUCACGUCCGAUUCGCCAUGGCAGCCAACGACUAAAUGACCCAGGAAACAUCUGUACACCUGUAUCCUAAACAAAACGCAGAGGACCAUGAAUAUUCACGAUUAUGCAAAUUAGGACACGCCCACACGCCGGCCUUCAUUUUGGAACACAGAGACUCGAUGCGACUAACGCGGGCGAUCUGCGGGUAUGAAGUGGAUGGGAGAAUCCAAGAAGAACAUGGUAGUAAAUGGCAGACGACAUCAUGGCAGCAGGUUCAGCGAACAGCCAGGGGGCCAAAGCCGCACUCAGCAUCUGCGUCACAGCAAGAACUCACUCAGCAGCCGGAGAUGCAGCCGCCGUUUCAACGGUGGUCCGAUGGAGGUGGAAAGGCGUCACGUGCCGUCAUCAGGAAUGACCGCAAAGGAGCUGUGUGAGAACGACGAUCUGACCACGAGCCUCAUCCUCGAUCCUUACCUUGGCUUUCAAACCCAUAAGAUGAACACCAGAUUUCGACCCAUCAAAGGAAGACAGGACGAGCUGAAGGAGAUCAUCGAGAGUUUUAAAAAACACAGUGACCUGGAGAAAGCUUUCGAAGCUCUGACUUGUGGAGAUUCCUCCCGAAAUCAUCUUCUGUCCAAGACUAAGGCUCAGGAGAAGCUUUUCAAGCAGCACGUGUUCGUUUAUCUGCGCAUGUUUGCCAGCGACAGCGGGUUCGAGAUUCUGCCAUGCAACCGAUACUCGUCCGAGCAAAACGGAGCCAAAAUCGUGGCAACUAAAGAAUGGAAGAGGAACGAUAAGAUCGAGCACCUGGUGGGUUGCAUCGCCGAGCUGUCAGCUAGUGAGGAGAACAUGUUACUGCGCCACGGAGAGAACGACUUCAGUGUCAUGUACUCCACUCGCAAAAACUGCGCACAGCUCUGGCUCGGACCCGCCGCUUUCAUCAACCACGAUUGUCGGCCGAAUUGCAAGUUUGUAUCAACCGGGCGCGACACGGCUUGCGUCAAAGUUCUCCGAGAUAUCGAACCCGGGGAAGAAAUUUCCUGUUACUAUGGCGAUGGCUUCUUCGGAGAAAACAACGAAUUUUGCGAGUGCUACACAUGCGAAAGACGUGGCACCGGUGCUUUCAAAUCAAAAAUUGGACUUCCCGCGGCAGUCCCCGUCAUCAACAGCAAAUACGGCCUGAGGGAGACCGACCGGCGACUCAACAGGCUGAAGAAGCUGGAAGAAGCGAGUCAGAACUCCGACGUCCGGUCCGUCGGGUCUAACACAGACGCAGACACUCAGGAUUCACCAAAAACACACUCAUUGUCUAGGAAAAGAAUGCCAGCUAGCACGAGGGUAAAAACCAGGAGUCAUGAUGGACAGUCUCUCUCUAGAGCUUACACAUCUACCUCACCUUCCAAACAAAGUCAAGCUAAUAACAGGGUACCAAAGAGACUGAAAUCCAAACCCUCCAAGCCUUCGCUCACGAACCUGAGGUUACGGAGCCAAAGCCGAGGGUCAGAGGCGAAGACCUCCGCUAAAGAGCCGAAAGCCGCGCUCUGCAGGGACGUCCGCGUGAAAAAAGAAAAGGACUCGCUUAGAACAUUUAACUCGACCGGAUCGAGAGACUGCAUUACACAGCACAUCGCGAAGGAAAACAAUCAACCCUCUUUAAAAUGUCCCGCGGAACCCGAGAGCUGCACGUACAGGACUCGAAGGUCAACCAGGACUUUGCAUAAGGCGCAGGAAGUGGACGGCGUUAACGGUGAACAAAGCACUUUCCAAGGCCAAACCCCGGUCAUCAAAACGGAGCCAGCAGACAUGGAGGAAUACCUCUCUCACGGCUUGAGCUCGGACCAGAAAACGCCGGACGACGUCUACGUCAGGAGAGCGUCUAACUCCCAGCGUCACCAGUUCACUCCACUCCAUCUGGACAGGAGGAUAAAAAGCGAGAACGAGCACAGCGAAUCUUUCACGCCGAGGUUCAUGCAAAGUCCCAGCGUCAAGGACGUGCUCCUGGGGUUCCCCGAAAGGCCUCGGCACUGCGGUUCCUCCAGAAAGGACAAGUCUAAAGGAGGCAGCCGGAGUUUGGGAAAAGGAAAGAAAAAGGACAGGAUUCCGCACUACGACGCAGUGAUUCUGGACAGCAGCACGGGUAUUCCCAAGCUGACCCUGCGCAGACGGAGGGACAGUGGCGAGACCAGACAGGCUCACGUGAACUCCUCGAAGAUCAGCAUCAAGCUCGGGAAAGAGCACGAGCGAGCCGAGGGAAGCUCUUACGGAGCCAGGUUCAACAACGGCUUCAGUUCCACGUCACGAUCUGGCUCCGGCAAACUGAAGAUCCAGCUGAAGCGCGAGGACAGCGAGCGCCUGGUCGCGCAGACGUUUCUCAACAACAACCACAGGAGCAAGCGUACGGAUCAGCAGCCUUCAUCGGAGGAGGAGGAGGAAGAGGAGGAGGACGAUGACGACGACGACGACGAUUACGAGGACGAUUUCAUCCCGCUUCCACAAGCAAAACGUCUCCGGCUCAUCCUCGGCAAAGAUUCCAUAGACAUAGAUAUCACCUCCAGGAGGAGAGAGGAUCAGUCGCUGAGGCUCAACGCAUAAGCUCACCUUCAGACUCACAUGUACAUAAACUUCAGGUUAACUCUGAUCAUGUCACUGAAAAGAAAAACAGAUUAAUUAAACCAAUAACUUGA
Messenger RNA from Hemibagrus wyckioides, 3026 nucleotides. RefSeq names its product histone-lysine N-methyltransferase KMT5B-like. Gene Ontology annotation, molecular function: histone H4K20 methyltransferase activity; protein binding. The record is from RefSeq and is a predicted model, not a curated record. Bases 550 to 2934 code for a protein of 794 amino acids. Gene Ontology annotation, cellular component: nucleus. The transcript has 11 exons. Lineage: Eukaryota; Metazoa; Chordata; Actinopteri; Siluriformes; Bagridae.